Messenger RNA from Spinacia oleracea (spinach), 411 nucleotides. RefSeq lists its product as uncharacterized. NCBI's taxonomy places the organism in Eukaryota, Viridiplantae, Streptophyta, Magnoliopsida, Caryophyllales, Amaranthaceae. The transcript has a single exon. The record is from RefSeq and is a predicted model, not a curated record. The coding region runs from base 1 to 411 and encodes 136 amino acids.
AUGUACAACAAAUUGUGUGGUGUUCACCCAAAAGUUCCCUGGAGAAGGAAAAUGUGCAACAAUUCUGCAACUCCUAAAAGCCUGUUCAUUCUGUGGGUUGCUAUCUGGAAGAGAUUACCUACUCUUGACAGAUUGAUGAAAUGGGGAGUUGUUACUGCUGAUGGUUGUCCUAUCUGCAGUACUUGCACUGAAUCUGCAGAUCACUUGUUCUUUGCCUGUACUUUCUCCUGUAGAGUUUGGCAGAAAGUUUUGGAUUUGCUGCAGUUCAAGAGAAGACCUGAGCCCUUUGUUAAUGAGUUGCAGUGGGUGAUUAAGAGUUGUAAAAGGAGUGGCAGUAGACACAAGCUUCUGGGAAUGUUCUUUGCUGAAAGUGUAUACUCCAUUUGGUUGAAUAGGAAUGAUGUUGUCUAA